UAUUCUUAUCCUACUUUUCUUCUGCUAGAACGCCAAGUCCGGAAUUACUUUAUCUAAUUUUCCUUUCCAGAAGCUAGAUACUUUUCCUAUCCAAUUUUUUUUCGACUAGAAGGCGACUUCCAGUUGUGGUUCUCCCCGGCAAUGUCAGUUCCUCUGGUUCAGCUUGCUCCGGAUUUGACUGUUUCAAAGCUUUGCUUAGGAACAAUGACUUUCGGCGAGCAAAACUCGGCGUCUCAGUCAUUUCACCUUCUCGACGAAGCUUUCGAUGUUGGAAUAAACUUCUUCGAUUCUGCAGAGAUGUAUCCAGUGCCACAGCGUGUUGUGACUCAAGGAAGGAGUGAGGAGUAUUUUGGCCGUUGGGUUAGAGAGAGGAAGAUACCUCGUGAACAAAUUGUCUUUGCUUCAAAGGUUACUGGACCUUCUGGGCAGAUGACUUGGAUUCGUGGUGGGCCAGAAUGUUUGGAUGCCAGGAAUAUUACAGAAGCCAUUGACAAUAGUUUGGAGAGAACACAAAUGGAUUACAUUGAUCUUUAUCAAAUUCAUCGGCCUGAUCGGUUUUUGGUAAAUUAUGGCUGCUUCUGUAGAUACGUUCCAAUGUUUGGAGAAACUCAGUACGAUCCAACCAAACAGUAUACUUCAGUUGGUGUCGAAGAACAGCUUGAUGCCCUUGGCAAAGCUGUUGAUGCUGGUAAGAUUAGGUAUAUUGGACUUAGCAAUGAAACUCCGUAUGGAGUCAUGACGUUUCUCAGGGUUGCUGAAAAGGUUCCCCAGUACCCGAAAAUAUUAACUGUGCAGAACUCCUACAACCUACUCUGCCGAACUUUUGAUUCUGGACUGGCUGAAUGCUGCCAUCAUGAGAGGAUCUGGUUAUUGGCCUACAGCCCUCUAGCAAUGGGCAUACUUUCUGGGAAAUACUUUUCACCUGAUGGGGGUCCAGCAGAUGCUCGAUUGAAUCUUUUUAAAGGUAAGUAUUCUGAAGGGGAAUCCCGAUACAAUCUGUCUAAUGGCAUGGUAAAAGCAGCUACCAUGGAGUAUCUUGACAUUGCAAGAAGAUAUGAUAUUCAUCCUGUAUCUCUUGCGUUUGGUUUUAAGAAAUGUAUGCUUAUAGGUCUGUGUAUCUUUACAGUGAAAGACUUCUCAUGUCUUCUACUUAUGGCCCUUGAGUCAGCUGUUUUCUUGGGUAGGUUUAAAAUAUUUUUUCAUACUGUGAUUUUUCACGGUCCAGCAUUUGUUUUGAGACACCCUCUUGUUGCAAGUGCUGUAUUUGGAGCUACCAAGUCAAGACAGCUUCAGGAGGUUAUAAAUGCAUGCCAGGUUGAGCUCACAGCCGAGAUUGUUGCAGAUAUCAAUAGAAUCCAUGCAAUGUGUCCUAGUCCUUGUCCCUGACUGAUUUCCUUUGUCAUGUUAAUGUUCCAAUAAAAAAUUGUAUUUGUUUGGUAUGUUCUGUAUGGACUUUUGGACUUGAUUGAUGAAAAGCACAAGACAACUCCCUUGGAAGAA
Mangifera indica (mango) is the source of this 1500-nucleotide messenger RNA. Its product is annotated as protein tas-like. Lineage: Eukaryota; Viridiplantae; Streptophyta; Magnoliopsida; Sapindales; Anacardiaceae. The transcript is spliced from 12 exons. The coding region runs from base 142 to 1386 and encodes 414 amino acids. The record is from RefSeq and is a predicted model, not a curated record.